Podospora anserina S mat+ is the source of this 261-nucleotide messenger RNA. RefSeq lists its product as uncharacterized. Lineage: Eukaryota; Fungi; Ascomycota; Sordariomycetes; Sordariales; Podosporaceae. The transcript has a single exon. The record is from RefSeq and is a predicted model, not a curated record. The annotation marks the transcript as partial.
AUGUACUUUUUUCCAACUCCAAGAGAAGAAGAUGAAGGCCAGAGGAGCAUGUCAUUCAACUCCCUACCCUACCUGCCCUGCCAAGCCUGUCACCCAUGGUCCGUGCACCUGCCUUCAACAGCGGCGGACCCUACAGGUUCAGGGAUCCUGCUAUUGUGCUGGGGGGCGGGGGGGGGCGGGUUGUCUCUCGACCGAGGCUCCAUUUUCAAUUGCAAGUUCAUGAUUUCUCCCCCUCCUCCCAGAUAUUGGACCGAUUUCGUG